Molecule: messenger RNA, 2456 nt
Organism: Arabidopsis arenosa
Lineage: Eukaryota; Viridiplantae; Streptophyta; Magnoliopsida; Brassicales; Brassicaceae
Source: the annotation of a GenBank genome assembly
AUCUCCUUCCUUUGAUUCUUCCUCUAGUUUAAUGGGUGUUUUCUCAAAUCUUCGAGGACCCAGAAUCGGAGCUACCCACGAUGAAUUACCGGCGGCAAAUGGCUCUCCUUCGUCUUCUUCUUCUCCCUCUACAUCAAUCAAGCGAAAGUUGUCGAAUUUAUUACCACUCUGCGUUGCUCUGGUAGUUAUCGCUGAGAUCGGGUUUCUGGGUCGGCUCGAUAAAGUCGCUUUAGUCGAUACGUUGACCGAUUUCUUCACCCAGUCUCCGUCACUCUCGCAGUCCCCACCGGCGAGAUCCGAUCGGAAAAAGAUCGGAUUGUUUACUGAUAACUGCGAGGAGUGGUUGAUGAGAGAAGAUUCAGUUACUUAUUCUAGAGAUUUCACUAAAGAUCCAAUUUUUAUCUCUGGUGGUGAAAAGGACUUUAAAUGGUGUCCUGUGGAUUGUACAUUUGGAGAUAGUUCAGGGAAAAAACCAGAUGCUGCGUUUGGAUUAGGUCAACAACCUGGAACUCUUAGUAUAAUCCGUUCCAUGGAAUCAGCACAGUACUAUCCAGAAAAUGAUCUUGCACAGGCACGACGGAGAGGUUAUGAUAUAGUGAUGACCACUAGUCUAUCAUCAGAUGUUCCUGUUGGGUAUUUUUCGUGGGCGGAGUAUGAUAUUAUGGCUCCGGUACAGGCUAAGACCGAGAAAGCUAUCGCAGCUGCUUUUAUUUCUAAUUGUGGUGCUCGGAAUUUUCGUUUACAAGCACUUGAAGCCCUGAUGAAAACUAACGUUAAGAUUGAUUCUUAUGGUGGUUGUCAUCGAAACCGGGAUGGAAAAGUUGACAAGGUUGAAGCUCUUAAGCGAUACAAAUUCAGUUUGGCUUUUGAGAAUACUAACGAGGAGGAUUAUGUCACCGAGAAGUUCUUCCAAUCCCUAGUUGCUGGAUCCGUCCCCGUGGUAGUUGGUCCUCCAAAUAUAGAAGAAUUUGCGCCUGCUUCAGACUCAUUCCUUCACAUUAAGAGUAUGGAAGAUGUAGAGCCAGUUGCAAAGAGAAUGAAGUAUCUCGCAGCUAACCCUGCUGCUUAUAAUCAGACACUAAGAUGGAAAUAUGAGGGUCCUUCAGAUUCUUUCAAGGCACUUGUUGAUAUGGCUGCUGUACACUCUUCUUGCCGUCUCUGCAUUUUCCUGGCCACGAGGGUCCGAGAACAAGAAGAGAAAAGCCCGAAUUUCAAGAAACGACCUUGCAAAUGCAGUAGGGGAGGAUCAGACACACUUUAUCAUGUUUUUGUUAGAGAAAGAGGCCGGUUUGAAAUGGAAUCCAUCUUUCUAAGGGGUAAAAAUCUGACUCAGGAAGCUCUAGAAUCUGCGGUUGUCACCAAAUUCAAGUCUCUUAAACGUGAGCCGGUUUGGAAGAAGGAAAGGCCUGGAAGCUUAAAAGGAGACAGUGAGCUUAGAGUACACCGGAUAUAUCCGCUUGGCCUAACGCAACGACAGGCUUUGUACAAGUUCAAAUUCGAGGGAAACUCGAGUUUAAGUAUCGUCUCAGCUAUGAAGACAUUUGUCUGUGCUAGAAUCUCAAAGUGCGAAACCAACCGAUUAGAUGAAACAAAAGGAUCCGUCCCCGUGGUAGUUGGUCCUCCAAGUAUAGAAGAAUUUGCGCCUGCUUCAGACUCAUUCCUUCACAUUAAGAGUAUGGAAGAUGUAGAGCGAGUUGCAAAGAGAAUGAAGUAUCUCGCAGCUAACCCUGCUGCUUAUAAUCAGACACUAAGAUGGAAAUAUGAGGGUCCUUCAGAUUCUUUCAAGGCACUUGUUGAUAUGGCUGCUGUACACUCUUCUUGCCGUCUCUGCAUUUUCCUGGCCACGAGAGUCCGAGAACAAGAAGAGAAAAGCCCGAAUUUCAAGAAACGACCUUGCAAAUGCAGCAGGGGAGGAUCAGACACACUUUAUCAUGUUUUUGUUAGAGAAAGAGGCCGGUUUGAAAUGGAAUCCAUCUUUCUAAGGGGUAAAAGUCUGACUCAGGAAGCUCUAGAAUCUGCGGUUCUCGCCAAGUUCAAGUCUUUAAAACAUGAGGUGGUGUGGAAGAAGGAAAGGCCUGGAAGCUUAAAAGGAGACAAAGAGCUUAAAAUACACCGGAUUUGCCCGCUUGGCCUAACACAACGACAGGCUUUGUACAAGUUCAAAUUCGAGUUUAAGUAGUCACAUUCAAGACAACCUUGCGCUAAAAUUGAGGUUGUCUUCGUCUAGUUUCAUUCCUACAGAUCUAUUUCAGGUAUCAUCUCAGCUAUGAAGACAUUUCUCUCAUUCUCUGUGCUAGAAUCGCAAAGAUGCAAAACAAACCGAUUAGAUGAAACAAAAGGUUAAUAGUCAUGAGAUUGGUGAGCUCAUUUUGUUUAGGCAGGGUAUCUGUAAAUCGUUCUGACAUUGCAGUAUGAUGUGUUCUUGAUAUCUGUAUACAUAAAUGUUUGAAGAUUUA